AUUGACAUUUUCACCACAUGCAGUGAAUAUUGACACGCUAGUACUUCAUAGCAUGUAGUGUUAAUCAACGACAGACGUAUUUGGUUGUCGUGGUAGCACUUGCUAUCUGUACAUGUCGCUGCGUUGUUCAUACUCUGAAUUUGUGUAAAUACAUAAGAAAGAACCUUGGCCAGAAACAAAACGACAGGAUAUUCAACAGAAAUAAAAUAGGUCAUUACAGGCAUCAGACAGCGCACAACUCAUAUCGUGCGGAAACACAGACGCUUUGUGUUACUGUUUGAACAUUAUAGUUAGCAUGGCGAAAGAAAGGGAAAUGGAAGACGAUUUGAAGAAGGAUGAAUGUUCACAUUACACUGCGCAGGAUGCAAAGACCAUAAAUCAUAAUAUUUACGAAAAUCUAAAAGAUGUUGAGCUGAGCGAUAUUGAUGUUGAUUUCUCGAUUGAAGAAAACUAUGGUUACGUAGUUUUCGAUGGAAAAUCUUUUCCCAAGGAUAAAGCCAAGGAUAAAGACACAACACAUUACGCUGAAAUUGUGAAAGGAACACCACGUAAUGUUGAAAAAACAGUACAGAGAAGGAGACAAACAAGAGAAUCCGAUCAUCCAAUAUUGCAACUCAGUUCUGAUUACAAAGAAAGACAACUGGAGGACUGCGAUGAAGGUCUUGUUAUGGCAGAUGACGUCUCAGUAACAGUCAGUGACGAAUACGCAGAAAGUUUAACAUCCAACGGCGAGAAUUGUUCUGUAAGCCGGUUAGAUUCGGAACUCGUAUAUAAAGAUAUUCAUUCUGAAGUACUUUACACGAACACACGCGAGACAGAAGUUUUGUACGAGAAUGCUUCCGUGCCUACUGAACAUAUCUACGAAAAUGUUGAAUGUGAGAAAAAGAAAAAACAACGUGAGAAAUCAAUAACGUCAAACUGUUCCUUUGAUACGGAGUCGCUUUAUGAACACAUCGACAUUUACGAAUCAAUGACUUCACCUCGGCGAAGGUUUGCUUCAGAGCCCAUAGAUAUUGUAAAAUCCUCAGUGAACUUCAAUAGCAGUGUGUCAAGUGAAUCACCAAGGUCCUUGGAAUCUUACAGCAACUCAGGUUCGCUCACAUCGUAUGGAAGUUUUGAGAGACCAGAUCUAAGAAGAUGCACGUCUUAUUGCUACGGAAAUGCACCCUUUGGCGUGGGCAGACCUCCAGAGCUGCCACAAAGAGAUAGUGUAAACUUUACCAAAAAAUGCAGACCACGAAGCUUCUAUUUGGGAAAUGAAGAAGGCUAUCAAGCCGAUAAUCAAGGCUUGGGUUGUUACACUGGAACUUUAGUAGGCAGUGGUAUUGUGAAGAAAACUAGUCCAAAGUCUGUGCAAAAAAUCAUUGGGGAUUAUCUAUCACGCGAAAAGAAAGAUUUCUCUAAACCAGUCAGUCUUCAAAUCACGAACGAGUUUAUUUGCCUCAGCUAUAACUGCGCACCAUGGUGGUUGUUAGCAAAGAACAGUUUAGAUGAUAUUGGUUGUAUAACAACGUAUAACAACAACAGCAAGACAGCAUUAGGCUACACGAUUAGUAAACCAGGGGAAGAUACAAGAUUGUUUGUUGUGCAUUGCUCAGACGCUGACCAAAUUAAAGACGUCAUCGUCAAGAAUUUUAGACAACCCUACGCACCUAAUUCGAUUUCCAGAUGGGGCUCAUUGAACGUCCUGAGCACGCCAAGGUCGGGCAAUUCAAGGUCAUUACCGCGCAUUCGUUCAAUGCAAAUACCACAGGCCAAUGAGAUCGCCAGCUAUGAUGAUAUUCUAUAUUUGGGCUGUCAAAAAGUGAGGAAGUCUUUUCUUGUAGUAAAUGAUAACAUUAGCUUAGUUAUGGAUGGUACGCAGUCCAAAGAUUAUACCACAGCUAGAAUAGAACUCUACCGGGAUGGAAUUCAUCUAAAACACAGUCAACAAGAUCGUGUUAUGGACAUUCACAAACUGGAGUGGAUCCUCUCAAUGGGUCUCUUUGACGAGGAUCGUCGUUACUUCGGAUACAUAUCGUCCAAGGCAUUUCAAGGGAAAAAGAUUAGCACUUCGUGUCACGUAUUUCGUUGUAAUCGAGUUGGACUAGCCAGUCAGAUAAUGGAGACUAUACGAAAAGCCUGUCAGGCAACUUACCUUGCUCGCACUAGUCCACCCAAAUUUCGCUUUCGGGCAUACUCUGGUGGCUCAACAAGCUCCGAGGGAUCCGUUUGUUCAAAUUCAGAAACAUCAAGCCUGGGAUCUAAUAGUUCCACUUCUCCAGAAGCAGAAAGAAGUCAGACGUUACCAGCUCGUUUUCGUAAAAGACCAGGACGAAGCAUAUCCAAACGCAUGAGUAACAAUCGUAUGUCGACCAUUCAGUCGUUCGGAGAAGAUGACAAUGAUACGGGUUUUGACACUAUCGGAGACGAAUCUUCCUAUGUAUCAGAAGAUAGUUCUUGCUCAAGAGAGAGUUGGUAUGGAGGUUUACCUCAGAUACCGGACAAUGUUCUUAAAUCAAGAGAAAAAACCUACAUGGUUAAAGAGGAAGAGCCCACACAAAUAACUUCUACACAAUCAGAAGAAACACUUAUUCCAUCUGACCUAUCAUCGAUCGAUAGUGUAAGUUUAACGAGAAGUGUAGCAGGGGAAAGGUCCUCCAUUGACACGACUUUAGAGAGGACAUUCAGUGUACAAUACCUUACCUCAACAAUCGUCAGUUCGCCAUUGAAAUCAAAACACGUCAAGGAAUGUCUCAAGCAGUACCAAAAGAACAUUGAUAAGGCAACGAAAAAGUCUGAUGACCAUACUCGACAUAAUAAGAAGGCCCAACUCAUAAUCAGUCCUCGUGGAGUUACGAUUGUGGACGACAAAAUCCGAACUUCACAGGCAUUCUACGAACAUUCCCUCAUCUCUGGUGUUCAAACUCAUCCGAAUGGCAAAAGCGCCUUCGCGUUUACUACUGUGGUCAGCGGCAGCUCGAAACAAAAAUGCCACCUUUUCCUCGAAGACAGUGAAUCCAUUAACGUCAUUGUCGAGGAAAUAAAAAAAUUCACUUCACGGUGAUCAAAAAUAUUUUUCAUUCAACGCCGAAGAUAGUCAACGUUUAUUAAGAGAAAUGGUUUUUCAUUUCAGACUGGACGUUCUUUAUCAAAUAAUAACAAAUGUGAUUUAAUGUCCCCGCGACAAGAAUUUUGUAUUGUCUUAAGAUAUCUAAACUGCAAUCAAGUUUUCAACAUCAUUGUUGACAUGCUCACUUCUGGAACUAUUGAAGUUUUAGUAAUAUGUAACUUAGAGAAUUUAUGUGAGUUGUUUUCGAAAAUAUUCGUUACUGCUUACAGAUAUUCUUUUAUUUCCAUAUGACGAAAACUUCAACAGUUUCAAAAGUAUGCAAACAUUAAAGUUGAAAAGAAAGGACAUCUUUUAAGGUUUGUUUAGGGACAUCUUUUAUUAAGAGGAUGAAAAAUUCCAUGUCGCAGGCAACAAUGUUUCACGGUAACAUUAUGGAGAUUGGAAAGCACAAUGUGAAAUUCAUGCAAUACUUUAUGGGAGGAAAAUGAACAAAUUCAUUAACUUUAACUAAUUUAAUUUUCUAUUUUAAUAUUGUUUAAUUGAACUUUAUUUUAUUGUUCGACGACGACAAGUGAAAAUCGUUGGAGGCUGUAAAAUUUUUGUAAUAUAAAUGAUUUUCAUGCAUCGAAAGUAUUUGUCAUGUAAUUAAUAUAUUUGUUAAUGUAAAUAGACAUAGUUUAAGAAAUUUACAACAACUAGAUGAUUCUAGGAGUCUAUUUAAUAAAAUAAACAAUUAGGUAUGAUUUACUAAGUUAAUAUUAAAACAAAAACACUUUUAAAAUCA
Molecule: messenger RNA, 3836 nt
Organism: Xenia sp. Carnegie-2017
Lineage: Eukaryota; Metazoa; Cnidaria; Anthozoa; Malacalcyonacea; Xeniidae
Exons: 3
Coding region: 296-3046 (916 amino acids)
Source: RefSeq, a predicted model, not a curated record